Molecule: messenger RNA, 2374 nt
Organism: Austrofundulus limnaeus
Lineage: Eukaryota; Metazoa; Chordata; Actinopteri; Cyprinodontiformes; Rivulidae
Product: cationic amino acid transporter 2
Exons: 12
Coding region: 184-2040 (618 amino acids)
Biological process (GO): L-arginine import across plasma membrane; L-ornithine transmembrane transport
Cellular component (GO): plasma membrane
Molecular function (GO): L-arginine transmembrane transporter activity; L-ornithine transmembrane transporter activity; L-lysine transmembrane transporter activity
Source: RefSeq, a predicted model, not a curated record
AGAAGAAGAGCAGAAGAAGAAGAAUGCAGGCAGGAAGGCUCCACCUCAGUGGACUGAUCACCUGAACUGAUUUCAGGUGUGCUGCAGGCUGGUGUCAGAGUGCAGUCUGAGGAGGAGAAAGGGUUCUCUUGUUUUAUUUUUUUUUCAUUAUAUGCUAACAAUAUACAUAUACUUCCUGUCAGUAUGUCAGGUCCUAUUGACAACAGAAGCUUAGAAACAACCAGCAGAGGACCCUGCUCCAAAGCUUUUAAGCUUUAUCGCACUCUGGCCCGAAAGAAGCCUCUGGACCCAGAAGGUGAGGAGUCCAACUUGUGCCGAUGCCUGACCACCCUGGAUCUUGUGGGUCUGGGUGUCGGCAGCACCCUUGGAGCUGGGGUUUACGUGCUGUCAGGGGAGGUGGCGAGAGAGGUGGCUGGACCAAGCAUCAUCCUCUCCUUCCUGCUGGCAGCUGUGGCUUCAGUCUUCGCAGGACUGUUUUACGCCGAGUUCGGAGCCCGAGCGCCCAAAACGGGCUCGGCCUACCUGUACACCUAUGUGACUAUAGGUGAAAUGUGUGCGUUUGUUACAGGCUGGAACCUGUUACUGUCGUAUGCCAAUGGAACAUCUAGCAUGGCGAAAGCUUGGAUCGGGACUUUCGAUGACCUGGUAGACAACGUCAUUGGAAAAACUCUGCAGCAACAUGUAAUGAUGGAUAUUCCUGGCUUGGCCUCAUACCCAGACUUCUUUGCUGCUGCACUCAUUAUGUUGCUGGCUGGCAUACUUACAUAUGGCGUGAGGGAGUCUUCGAUCCUGAAUACCUUUUUUACUGUUGUUAAUGUAGCAGUGUUGCUUUUUAUCAUCAUCUCCGGUUUCAUCAAAGGUGACCUCAACAACUGGCGCACUUGUAAAAAGGAUAUCUUCAAUGUUACCCAGCAAAUGGAGAACCACACAGCAGCCCAAAAUGAAACAGUUGACAUUGGUAUCGGCGGGUUCUUCCCCUUUGGUUUAGAAGGAACACUGGCCGGAGCAGCGACCUGUUUCUAUGCUUUUGUUGGGCUUGACUGCAUUGCCACAACAGGCGAGGAAGUAAAGAACCCUCAGAAAUCGAUACCUCUUGGGAUCGUGGUGUCACUGCUCAUCUGCUUCUUGGCUUAUUUUGGUGUCUCAGCUGCCCUGACACUAAUGAUGCCCUACUAUCUCCUUGACAUCAGCAGUCCACUGCCAGUUGCUUUUGAGUACAUUGGCUGGGAACCAGCAAAGUAUGCUGUGGCUGUAGGAUCUCUGUGUGCACUUUCAACAAGCCUUCUCGGGGUGAUGUUUCCUAUGCCCCGGAUGAUGUUUGCUAUGGCCAGAGAUGGUCUCCUGUUCAAGCCGCUGAGCUACACAAGCUCCAGGCAAAGUCCAGUUUUAGCCACACUGUCUGCAGGAGCUGUUGCUGCUUUCAUGGUUCUCUUAUUUGAUCUAAAGGCAAUGGUUGAUAUGAGUUCAAUUGGGACCAUUUUUGCAUAUUCACUGGUUGCAGUGUGUAUACUUAUAUUGAGGUACAAAGAAGACACUAAUUUGGUCCAUAGACCAGAACCAGUCUCAAUAAGCGGCCUCUUCAGGCCUCCAGAUCAACCAACUCACCGCACUUCUAAAAAUGUCAGGAUAACCAUGGUCGUCAUGUUGGUCUUGGUGAUAGUUUUGAGUGUACUGCUAAAUGAAGCCAUGGAUAGCCUCCGACGGCAGGAGAUCUGGAGUAUUGUGGUUGUCUUUGUCCUCGUGCUGAUGCUGAUUUUCACAGUCAUCAUCAUCUGUAGACAGCCACAGAACACAACUCAGGCUGCUUUUAUGGUUCCUGGUGUACCUGUGCUUCCAAUAAUAAGUAUCUUCAUCAACACGUACCUGAUGGUUCAACUUGGAUCUGAAACAUGGAUUAGUUACUCUGUUUGGAUGGUAGUGGGCCUGAUCAUAUACUUUGGAUACGGGAUACGUCACAGUGUCCAAAAACAAAGACAUCAGGAGAUGCACACUCAGCCUAAUGUAGUUCAUGUGAUCCAAAUUGUUGAUUCUGCUGCUUGAUAUUAAAUUAAGCCUAGGUCUUUAAAGAUUUAUAUGUCCAUGAAAUGCUUGAGGUGAUCAAAAAAUCACCUUUUUAUAUUUUUAUUCCUGCUCUAGAGUUGGACUGACCUGGUGUCAGUCUGGUCGCUCAUUUGAUGCAUGUUUUAAUGCUAAUGUUUAAAAACCAAUUUUAAUAAAGCAUUGCAAAGCAAUGCAAAAUUGACAUCUUGUUUAUCAUUUUAUCCUUUGUGGCCUGAUCAGUCAUUUAAAGGGUUUUAUUUGACAGUGACAAAUUUUAUGACAUGGAUUUGUAAAUUUUAUUGAAAAAAUUAAAUAAAUUUUUAGAAACGAUCAA